Salvelinus namaycush (lake trout) is the source of this 1932-nucleotide messenger RNA. RefSeq names its product tripartite motif-containing protein 16-like. Bases 39 to 1730 code for a protein of 563 amino acids. Gene Ontology annotation, molecular function: zinc ion binding. The record is from RefSeq and is a predicted model, not a curated record. The transcript is spliced from 7 exons. Lineage: Eukaryota; Metazoa; Chordata; Actinopteri; Salmoniformes; Salmonidae.
UGUGUCGUCUGUCUGUGUGAGAGUGAACAACCGUCAAAAUGGCUCAACAGGGAGAUCUUCUGGACCAGGACCAGUUCUGUUGUUCUGUCUGUCUGGACCUACUGAAGGAGCCGGUCACUACUGCCUGUGGACACAAUUACUGUCGAAUCUGUAUUGAGGGCUGCUGGGAUCAGGAUGUUCUGAAAGGGGUCUAUAGCUGUCCUCAGUGCAGAGAGACCUUCACUCCAAGGCCUAAUCUGAGGAAAAAUAACAUGUUGGCUGAUAUGGUUGAGAAACUGAAGAAGACAGGACUCCAGGCUGCUCCCCCUCCUGCUCUGUGCUAUGCUGGACCUGGAGAUGUGGCGUGUGAUUUCUGCACUGGGACCAGAAAGCAGAAAGCCCUCAUGUCCUGUCUGCCGUGUCUGGCCUCUUAUUGUGAGACUCACCUCCAACCUCACUAUGAAUUUCCUGCUUUGAAGAAGCACAAGCUGGUCAAAGCCACCGCACAACUACAGGAGAAGAUCUGCUCUCAUCAUGACAAACUGCUGGAGGUUUACUGUCGUACCGAUCAGCAGUGUAUCUGUUAUCUGUGUACAAUGGAUGAACAUAAAGGCCAUGAUACAGUGUCAGCUGCAGCAGAGAGGACUGAGAAACAGAGUCAGCUGGGGAUGAGUCAGCAGAAGGUCCAGCAGAGAUUCCAGGAGAGACAGAAGGAGCUGAAGGACCUCCAACAGGCUGUGGAGUCUCUCAAGCGCUCUGCACAGGCAGCAGUGGAGGACAGUGAUCAGAUCUUUACUGAGCUGAUCCGCUCCAUUGAGAGAAGGAGCUCUGAGGUGAAGGAGCUGAUCAGAGCCCAAGAGAAGGCUCAAGUGAGUCAAGCUGAAGGACUCCUGGAGCAACUGAAGCAGGAGAUAGCUGAGCUGAGGAAGAGAAGCACUGAGCUGGAGCAGCUCUCACACACAGAGGAUCACAUCCGAUUCCUCCAGAGUUAUCAGUCUCUCUCCAGUAUCAGUGUAUCUUCAGACUUACCCAGCAUCGUUGUCCGUCCUCUUCAGUACUUUGGAGAUGUGAGUAAGACUGUGUCUGAAGUGAGAGAGAAACUAGAAGACUUCCUUAAAGGAGAAUGGACCAAGAUCUCCACUACAGUGAAUAUAGUGGAUGUUGUACUGCCUCCAGAGCCCAAGACCAGAGAACAGUUGUUACAAUAUUCCUGUCAGCUCACACUGGACCCAAACACAGCAGGCACACACCUCUCUCUGUCUGAAGGGAACAGAAAAGUGACACGUACAGACCAAGUCCAACCAUAUCCUGACCAUCCAGACAGAUUCACCAAAACGUUGCAGGUUCUGUGUAGAGAGGGUCUGUCUGGACGCUGUUACUGGGAGGUGGAGUGGACUGGGUGGUAUGUUAUUACAGCAGUCUCAUAUAAAGACAUCAGCAGAACAGAGGAAGUAUCAUUGAUCAGCUUGUUGGUCCUAAUUGAUGUGUUCUCUGUCACCUGGAGCUGCAUGGAAAAUGGUCCAGGAACUAAAGGACAAUUCAGGACUAGUCAGCCCACUACAAGCUGGUAUCACUUACUUUCUACUAAACUAUAUGGACUGGUUUCCCAGACACAGAUUAAUCCUAGUCCUGGACUAAAAAGUAUGUUCAAUGUAGAUGUCCAGGAAACCGGCCCUAAAUGUGUCAUCUUUCAUCCUCCCAUACUGCUCAGUCCAGCAACAUUAAACCUGUCCAGCAGGUGGUGCUAUUGACCAAACAAUAAAAUCAGCAGAUAUCUUGACUUGCCACUCAGUAUAUCAGUAAUGUUCAGAAUAGUACUUUAAUAUCAUUGGAGAUUGAUGGUCUUUUUAAUCCACUAUCCAGAGUCAGGAACAGAUGAAGUUAGGUCUGCUACUGUUCAGUGAUUAAAUAUGAUUUAUGGUGAUGGGAAAUAAUAAAAAACACUAAACUUCA